Molecule: messenger RNA, 5817 nt
Organism: Branchiostoma floridae (Florida lancelet)
Lineage: Eukaryota; Metazoa; Chordata; Leptocardii; Amphioxiformes; Branchiostomatidae
Product: E3 ubiquitin-protein ligase UBR4-like
Exons: 39
Coding region: 24-5555 (1843 amino acids)
Molecular function (GO): zinc ion binding
Source: RefSeq, a predicted model, not a curated record
CAUGGACCUGGAGAAACUCUGGUAUGAGACCGUCUCCUGAGAAAAUGGCGUCGUGUCGCCGACAUGAGUCGUCUUCUCCUCCGUGGAGCUCGGCUCUGCGCCUGCUGGAGGCGGGCUGUUUUGCACCUGUUAGAGGAAAACAACUUCUGGUCAUCACGAAGAUGGUCAUAGCGAGGGAAGAUGAGCUGCUGUGCCAUGGGAAGGACAACACAUUUUACCUGCUGUUUGCAGCACUGGCCAGUCAUCACAUUUCCUCUGGCAUCAAUGACCUUGGGAGGGUGAGCCUGCCAGCAGUUCUUCGUGCAAACCAGGUCCUAUUCAAGUUUUUGUUGAAGUCUCUUCACGUCAGUCCAGACAGUACACUUCCUGUCUCACAGCUGCAGCUGCUGUUGGUUCUAAGAGGUCUGUUUACAGGAAUCCCCAUGCUAGCCCAGCAUAUAGUCACCAGCUGGACAGACAAACUCAAAGCAAGCAGCCUUCCCCAGGAACCAUCUCCAACAAAAGCUGAAGAGAAAGCUGAAGAAAAAUCUGAGGUUGUGCCAGCGGGUGAUUUGCUGGAGGAGCUGACUCUGUCCAGCCUGCCACCUGAGUGUCAGACAGAAGACAGCUCCAUGGACCAAGGAGAAGGUGAGGUCUCUGGGUCUGCACAACGUGGUAAUAACCUGGCCAAAUACUGGCUGGCUGCUAACAUGUCCAACCUGAGUGAGCUAGGAGCCACCAGCACACUUCUGCAAGUGUGCUUGACUUUGCCUCAGCUGAAACGGUUCAUGGAUCAUCACAGUCAGCUGCUGGCAGGUCAUUUGCAACUUCUCCCCACCAGUCUUCGGGAUGCUGUUGCUCUCAGACAAAACCUGAAGGUUCUGACUGAUGAGAUAGGGAUUGUGUGGCACUUGAUGUCAUUACCUAUAUUGGAGCCAUUGACUUCUGAGCGAGUGGACUCACUCACCAAAAUCAGCUGUGCUUGUUUACAUGUGGGUUUGGCAGUGACAGCAGCCCACACUGUAACAUGCUCAGCAGCAAGUACACCUGCCAAGGGGAGCACCUCUCAUCAUCUUGAGGAGGACCAUCUGCACUACACAGCCUCCAUUGUACAGAUGAGUUUAGACGUAUUUGACUCCCUGUCAGCUUUGCUUCAAACUUCGGUGCGAACCAAUGGAAUGAUGGUUCAGAAUAUCCGCCUGCUGGAGGCAUGGUGCAUUCUGGGUGCUCUACACAUGGUGAUGGGACUGUCAUCAGCAGGGCAGGCAGAGAAGACUAAGGAUCCUGUAGGAACCAGGAGGACUGAUGUCACUGCAAAGACCAAGGAUGCUACAACAACACGACCCCUUUCUGGCAAAGGAUAUCAGAUUGGGAUGGAUGGUCUUAUUGUUGCCCUGGCUUCCCAUGGUUUAUCCCAGCUCAAGAGUCUGUUUGAUGACUUCCAUCUGGAGUACCAGAGUCAGAUGACAUCUAACCAGUUCAGCCAGUACCAGAAAGUGGACAUACACACCAGGUACACUGCCUGGGAGCGGAUCCAGCUCCUGACUGAUCAUGUUCCCAUGGUUUCACUCCUCUUUCAUAUCUUCACAUCAGCUUACAAAAAGGCCUGUGUCCUACAACGGCAAAGGAAAGGAUCGUUAAGUUCGGAGCCAGUAGGGAGCUCAGAUUCCAACACCUUUUAUGAAGAUGAUUUCAGCAGCUCAGAACAGAGCAGUGAAGAAGAUGAGGAAGAUGAUGAUGACAGUGAGCUGAUACUUGGUCAUUGGUUCGAAGAGACCAUUUCCCCACAACAAGAGGACGAGCUGGUCCAGGAUACAACAGAUCCCUCUUCUGUCCCUGAUGGCACGCCCCAGAGACAGGAGUUUAAGGGCGUGGCCAGUUUGGAUGCAGUCAAACUAGCAACAGACAGAAGUGAUCCAGAAACUUUGCUGUCAUUGGCUACUGAGGUCCUUACCUUCAUCACUACCUACCUGGUCAACUCCACCUGCCUUCCUGCCAAACAGUAUUUCAGUGCGUCAUUGUCUGACCAACAAAUGGCAGCAGUAGCCAUUGUCAUUAAAGAUCUGGACCGGGAAUAUACUGACACUGAAGCCUGGUGGUUGCAGGGCCUGUCCUCAACCCUGCUGUGGUUCCUCCAUCAGCUGCUCGUCACAGAUGUGCUCCCAGCACCUAUUCAGGUUAAUCUUCUUUCCCACCUUGGUGUGUCCCCACGAGAGACUGGGCCCUGGCCCUUACAUCUGAAGCCCCAUUGCCUGGCUGUGUUAACACGAUAUCUGCUGCUCCAGCAAAGGAAGCUGAGUCCCACUGCUGAUAACACUGACAUUCUGAACAUCUGGGAGAGGUUUCUUGACACUCUGAAGAACAAGUCAAUAAACCAGGACACUUCUGCAGACACAGAUGAUUUAAAUGUAGAACAUCUACAGCUGCUUCUGAUGCUGUUCCACAACCUGAGCUGUAACAACCGGAGAAAAGUCCUUCUUCACAUAGCCACUGGGCUCAUCUCAAUCGCAAAUGCCAGAAACCUGCAGACCAGCAUGCCCCUGGCCCUGUCUCGCCUGGUCUUGGUGUUUAAUUACUUCAUUCACAACUUUUCUGCAAUACCUGGGUACCUUGUGGAACAGGUGAGGAGAAACUUGUUUAGUGGACAGUUUGGGGGUGUCAUCCAGACAACACAACUGGAUGAUGAAAGUAAAGCCAAGAUGUGGUUUACCUUCCCUGAUUGUGAGACGAACUAUAGGAAGAAUGUGCAUAUGGUGGAGUCAAAUUUAGGAAGCAGUUUGAAUCCAAAGUUCUAUGAUUGCCUCCCAGCUGAUAUGUGGACUAAUAGGGACAUUCCUUCUAUUGAUGAAAUGGCAGUGAGGAGCCUGUUGAGUGAGUUGCCAUCAGUGGAGUUAAACUAUCACCAGCUGUACAUGGCCUGUGUCCUGCUGCUCUCAGCGGGAUCCAAGUGUCUCAUUCAGCAGGAAGGCAACAACAAGACUCUUCCUUAUUUGGUGGUUUGCUGUGUACAGUACAACUGGCAGCUGGUAUGGCGGGUUCUGGGCAGCCUCCCACCAUCAGUAUCCUUCCUGAAACAGUUACAGGAAGAUGAGGAUGUAGACGACUUCUCCACACUGCAUGCUCUCCGCUGGCUAGCAAGACUUCCCUCCAGCAUCUACACAGGCUGGGUCAUGGACUGGUUGUGCUGGCAGAACCUCCCUUCCUCAGAAGCAGAAUCACUGCUAACAACCUGCAGUCGCCACAGUCAGGCUGUCAAAACUGCAAUCAAGUUGGCAGAAGAAUGUAUGGCUCGGCAGAUCUCAGAGCUGAGUAUAGUGCCUGGAGAAGAUCUAGUGUGCAGACAACACCUGUCCACCUUCCGAGCUGCCUAUGUCUUGGACUCAGUGAUUGGCAGUUUACAAGUGGCCCUUGAUCAAUGCUUCUUCCAGUCCAUGGUCGACACAGACCCUCACAAAGCCAUGGACAUUGCUCGGAACCUGCUGCCUGCUACUUUUCAACUGGUGGAGAUCUAUGCUGGGCUGGCAAAGUACUGCAUCUUGUAUGAGGAAACAACUGGUGCAGAUGCUAAGGACAUCAGGACUCCAGAUGCUUUUGUUGCCUACCAAGCUAUCCUUGGAGUGGGGUGUACCCGUCUGUCCAAAGUCUCAUCUCUUGGACUGGCUCUCAUGGCCAGUCUGCCACCAGGAAUUCGUAAAGCAGUUGACAACUGGAACAACACAUCAGGAAAUGAUUAUCCCAGCACUGGUGCAUGGAGGAAUACCUUUGCCAAUGAUCCAAUUCCAUGUGAGAGCUACACCGAGUUAGUUGUGAAGGCACAUGUGACUGGGUUGUCCAGCCAGGUGACAUUCUCCCUGAAGUCAUCAGUCAAACAUGUGCUGAUGAGCCUGGUACACUUCUGUGGGGACCUGAUUGUGUGGUGUCCAGAUGCACUCAACUCUCAACAUCUUAUUCAGGUUCUCCAACCACUGCUUCUGGAUGGAACCAGUGAAAAUCUGACAGACUUUCUGAUAAUGACACUGGAACGUGUCCUGGGUCCUUUAGAUGGAGAGGACUUCGCCAGCAGACUUCACUAUCAGCUGGUGGCGACAGCGUACAAGAUCACGGUCAUGCUGAUGACCAGUCAGAGUGGUCUGGAUGAGACCAUUCUGCACGACUGUAUCAAGUUCAUGGAUGUCCAGCUGGAGAAGAGUCCUGGAUGUCUGGCCAUGAAGAAGUUUUUCUGUGAUGACCAGGGAGGCCAGCUGGCAUCUCUGCUGCUGUCAGCUCGUCACAAACUGUCAGCUGCCUUCACCAACAAGGUUCUGAAGUUCUUCAACAAGCUGUUCAUCUUGGCUGAGAAGAAUCCAGAUGAUAAGAACCUGCACAGUCUCUGCCAUUCUUUCUCUUCAAUCAAGGAUGUCAACUCUGCAGAACUACAGGAUUGGCUGACGUGCAUGAUUACAGGAAGUAAAAGUGAGAGUGAUGAUAAAGACAGCUACCUGUCAGAGAACAGGUUCCUGCUGCAGACACUGACCUCUCACCUGGUGAAGGACACCUUCAACCUGGGAGAAGAUGUGGGUCAGACACUUCUUCUGGCUUUACUCCCCAUGGGGACACAGAUGUUACAGGAUGGAGGUACCGGCUUCACAGAUCUCCUUAUUGUCAUGGCAACAUUGGCUGGUGCUGGAUCUGGAACUGGGCAUGUCAAACUGUUCCAGGCAGCCAUUGACUGGAUCUGUACCUUUCAGCAGGCUGUUGCAGUAGAAGAUGUUGGCAUGACAGUGGAGACAGGAAGACAGAACCCAGCUGGGGAGUCCCUGUGUUAUCUGCUGAUGUAUGUGGCUGACGUACUGAUAGCUCUGAAACAAGCCACUGGUGGGGGGCGUUCCACCUCGCCACUGUGUGAGAGAGAAGGGAGUGUACUGGAAGAGACAGACUGGGCUGAUGACCUAGUCCAGGAGGAGGAGGAUGAGGAUGCAGAAGACUCUGAUGAGGACUCACUGUGUAACAAACUCUGCACCUUCACUGUUACACAGAAAGAGUUUAUGAACCAGCACUGGUACCACUGUCAUACGUGCAAGAUGAAUGAUGGUGUGGGAGUUUGUUCCAUCUGUGCCAAGGUGUGUCACCGAGACCAUGAUGUCACUUAUGCGAAGUAUGGGUCCUUCUUCUGUGACUGUGGGGCCAAAGAAGAUGGCAGUUGUCAGGCACUGGUGAAGAGAAUGGCAGUAAGCAGCACAAGUCCCAAUGGAAAUGUCAUCUCCUGUAAGGACAAACCUGGGGAUCUGAUUUAUGACUCUCAUUUUCCAAGUCCACCUGCCCCAGAAGACAAGGUGUGUACUGAUGGACCAGAGCGGAGCAAGGAGGUGACAACAACAAGGAAAAUACAGUUCUGCAGACACCUGGAGUGUUUCACACCUGCUCUGUUGAAAGAGAUGGAGUCCUUAGGAACAGCAGACACUGUUCUACAGCUGCUAACUUCACUCCUGACACCUGCCACAAAACCUUCCCAGGAGUCCUUAUCCAUGGGAAACUCCAAACGUGUGGAACAUGCCCUGAACAGCUGCAACUCAAGCCAAGGUUGUGGAGACUACUGACCAGUUAAUGGUCCCAACCCUUGGAUCUCAAGAAGGAGCAUUUGAAAAUGUGAGGAUGAACUACAAUGGAGAUCAGGGUCAGACCAUCCGGCAGCUGAUCAGUGCACAGAUGCUGCGCCGGGUGGCCAUGUGCUGCCUCACCUCCUCUCAGGGCAGACGUCAGCAUCUCGCAGUCAGUCACGAGAAGGGGAAGAUCACAUUACUGCAGCUGUCUGCCCUACUGAAGCAAGCUGAUUCCAGCAAGAGGAAACUCACUCUUACG